GCUUGUUCAAGUAAAAUAAGAAAUUAAUCCCCCUCACUCACUGGUUAGUAUUCAAGUACACUCAAAAUAAGUGUAGGAAUUGUCAUUUAUAUAUUCCCGCAAAGUUAAUAAUGGGUGCCAACAAUUCGAGAAUUAAUAAUGACUUCGAGGUUAGUAAACUCCUUGGUCAGGGUGCAUUUGGAUUGGUUCUUUCCGCAAAACACAAAUUGGAUGGACUUGAUUACGCCAUAAAAUUGAUAAAGCUACCAAUCAAUACUGAAGAGGCUGAUCGAAUAAAACGAGAAGCAAUUAAUUUUGCACAAAUUCCAUCCCAUAAAAAUGUAGUGUGUUACAAGUACAGUUGGAUCGACUUGCUGCGUAAAAGGGAGCUUGAAGAAAUACAAAAAUGUCAUCCAAAUUUUGGAUUCUUAAAUGUAGCGGCUCCAAUUAAUAUUCUUUGCAUACAAAUGGAGCUGUGUUCCGAAAACUUGAGAAGCUACAUCAAUAAAGGGUUAACGGAUAGGUCUAUUCUAAGACAGAUAAAAUCGCUUAGCUAUUUCAAACAGAUUUGCAAAGGAAUAGGACAUAUCCACAAACAAAAAAUUUUUCACCGUGACAUCAAGCCGGAAAAUAUUUUUAUCAGCUUGAAAGAUAAAGGAACAAUAAAAAUAGGGGAUCUCGGCUUAUCAAAGCGCUACUCAGCUGUCGAUCUGAAAAAUACUGCCUGUGGAACAGUCGCUUACAUGGCGCCGGAACAGAUGACUGGCGUCUACGGGGAAGAAGUCGAUAUUUAUCCACUGGGAAUCAUACUUGUCGAAUUAUUAUGUCCCAUACCAGAACACAGAUAUGUGGAGACGAUUUACCAUAUCCGAAUAGAAAAAAAGUUCCCAAUCCGGUUUGAACAGAAUAUCGAAGCCAAAGAACUAUGCUGUUCGUUGCUGGCUAAUAGUCCCGUGGAUCGACCAAAUCUUAAAAAAGUUGUGGAAAUAAUAAAAAUGAUGAUCACAAUUUCCCUUCUCAUUCUAGCGAGCAAUUGCAUGGCCCCCAUUUUGGCGUUGGUUGUGAUGGGUGCGAUAAAGAUUUCAUAACUGGGGAGCGAUGGAAAUGUAAGGCCUGUCCAAAUUUCAACUACUGCCGCGAAUGCUAUGAUACCCGUGUAAACAGUCACGAUAAACAGCAUGAUUUUGUUGAAGUUCGCAACUGUGAAAAGUGCUGUGAAGCAUUAAAUAUUCCUGGUAGAGAAGUUUCACACUAUUUCAAAUGUGUGGACUGCCAGGACCCAAAAGGAAAGUAUAGAUGUGCAAGCUGUUUUAUUGAGUCUAUUAUCCACGCUGGAAUCCACACCUUUGCAAAAAUUAAAGUUGAUGAAAAUGGAGAAGAGAUGAUGGUGGAGGCUGAUAGCGGUAUUGCGUCAGGUGGUGAUCAGUUGGAUGAUGGCGUAGCUGAUUUGUUUCUGCGGGCUUUGAUUUUACUUGCGGAAAAUAUGAAGGAGGACAACAAUUCAGAUAACGCCAACUCUGCCGGGUCAAGCAAAGGAAAUAGUGGCUAGUAACGUAUAUAUGACUAGUAAGAGGUGAUUUAGAUUUACAUGUGUUAAUACCACAAGAAUUUGGCCACAUUUGCCCUCAAUCUCGAUGAUUUGCGUAAUUUUAAAAAUUAUAUUUUCAACGCUAACUUACAUCAAGACUCAUCUCAAACUCUGUAUUUUAGCAAAUAUAAAAUACCCACUUAACGUGCGUAAAUACUCAACAGAAAAUUUUAUGAAAUUUUUAACAUGAAAAAUACAACCAUACGUUUUUAUUAUGCUAGUUUAUUUUCACUCUGAAAGCAUUUCCGGUGCAAGUUAAAGAAUUUCUAAAUGGCAUUUCAAAAAGGAAAAGGCUAUCUCUCGUUAAACUUUAUCCGAAACCAUAAUGCUUAUUUGUCCCGGUAGUAUUAAGCUACAAUUUAAAUUUAUACAUACGUAAAUCAUGAUUUAUUAACGUGUAUAAAACGAAUUAUUUGCA
Folsomia candida is the source of this 1985-nucleotide messenger RNA. Its product is annotated as interferon-induced, double-stranded RNA-activated protein kinase-like. The transcript is spliced from 4 exons. NCBI's taxonomy places the organism in Eukaryota, Metazoa, Arthropoda, Collembola, Entomobryomorpha, Isotomidae. Gene Ontology annotation, molecular function: ATP binding; protein kinase activity. The record is from RefSeq and is a predicted model, not a curated record. Gene Ontology annotation, biological process: protein phosphorylation. The coding region runs from base 111 to 1067 and encodes 318 amino acids.